AUGUCUUCCUCCAAGACAUAUCAAUGCCUCUCGUGCCGGCUCAAGUCAUCAAUAUGGCAAAACACCACCAGCUCAGGUCGCCGCCAGUUCCACGCUUCAUCCCCUGCCAAAGCGCGCAAACGAGUCUAUCCCAGCAUCAAGGCCGCGGACCUCGAACAGCCGCAAUUUCGACCGUACACUGAGCGCGAGAAAAAGCUGCUCAGGCUGAAGUACACACCAGAGCAGAUGAAAGUCAUCGAGGCCGGAGAGAAAGCAAUCACGGCAGAAGACAUGGCUCAGCAAGGACGAAUGCGAACAGAUCCCAUGCGCAUCGAGUAUCUGGACGACUUCUCCACGAUGCGACCAGUUCUGGAUCGACCAGUGACCGAUCAGGAUCUGCAAGGCGACGAGCUAGUCGAGGGCGAGAACCGCUCAAGCCGCGGCGGAGCCAGCAAGAACCCCCAGCAGAAAGAGGAUGCCGAGCAGAAGGAGGAGACGGACCCGCAUAUGCUGCGUCUAUGCCAGCAAACGGGGAUGACGAAGGAGGAGAUCAGGAAGAUCCGAGUGAAGAAUCUGGUGAUGCAUCGGGUGGUGAACCAGACGAGGAUGGGGAAGAUCCAGUCGUUGUACUAUCUCACCAUUGCGGGUAAUCAGGACGGCAUGGUGGGGAUUGGAGAGGGUAAGGCGGCGGAAGAUGAGGAUGGGAGGAGGCAGGCUAUGAUGAAUGCGGUGCGGAAUAUGAAGCCUAUACCGCGGUAUGAGGAGAGGACGAUUUAUGGCGAGGUGCAGGGGAAGGUUGGCGCGUCCGUCGUGCAGUUGAGCUCGAGGGGGCCUGGCUUCGGCAACCGCUGCCAACACCUCAUCUUUGAGCUUGCACGAGCAGCAGGUAUCAGCGAUCUUGCAGCCCGCACGCCACGCUCACGCAACAAGAUGAACGUCGUUAAGGCAGCUUUCCAGGCUUUGACGAGCCAGCGCCUACCAGAAGACGUGGCAAAGGGCAGAGGAAGGAAGAUGGUGGAUGCGCGGAGUGUGUACUAUGGCGGCCAAGUGCUGUAA
Molecule: messenger RNA, 1035 nt
Organism: Saxophila tyrrhenica
Lineage: Eukaryota; Fungi; Ascomycota; Dothideomycetes; Mycosphaerellales; Extremaceae
Gene: MRPS5
Product: 28S ribosomal protein S5, mitochondrial
Exons: 2
Coding region: 1-1035 (344 amino acids)
Biological process (GO): translation
Cellular component (GO): ribosome
Molecular function (GO): structural constituent of ribosome; RNA binding
Source: RefSeq, a predicted model, not a curated record